CGAGAGACCGCCAUCAGCGGUUUAACAAUCAUACCCACGAAGAAGAGCGAGGACGCUGAUAUGAUACGCGCGUCCAAGGGAGACCUCACUGGGACGGGACAGGUACCGCAGAGCAUUUAUCGGCGGAGGUUUACUGUCAAGUUAUACAUUAGAGGAUAGAUAAUGCUCAGACAUGGUGCCUUGUCAGACCCACGUGUUGCUGAAGUGGCAGGAGCACUUUAACAGCUCCUGGGCAGCAGAAGACAGCGUGCAGACAGCCAGGAGGGAUGGAGCAGCCGUGCUCUACAAUAAGCUACUUCACAACAAGGAAGUGAUAACUUUGGCCCAGCCCGUCCAAGAACUGGUGGGCCCACGCCUGCCAGACUUUGAGUGCGAGUCCAGUGCCUCGGCGGAGAAGGAGGAGUACCUUUCAUCCCUGCUUCACAGCCAGCGAUGGCUGGCUCACCGCAUGCUGACGCAGACCUCCUACACCCUGAGCCUCCAUCACAGGCUGGUAGUCCUCCAGAGGAUCUACUAUGCACUUCAUAGCAAAUACCAUGACAAGUUUCGUGUACAGCUGCCCUCUCAGUCCACAGACAGCGGGACUGAAUGUGGCCAACUUGAGCUGGCCUCAGAACCUCGCCUGCCCGGCGGCGUAGCCAAAGUCAAAUCGGGUACAGAUGUUCUAAUAGAGAUGGGUGUGAGGACAGGCUUAAGUCUGCUCUUCUCGCUACUGCAGCAGAACUGGCGAUAUGCGGCCUCCGUUCACCCCGAGCUGGUGCUUUGCAACGAUGUACUUGCCACGGCGUCCUCAGUGCUGGCCUCUUUACCGCCACUCUCCCUGGCCAAUGAGAACAAGAUCCCGUCAGUGGGGCUGGACUGCCUGGCGCAGGUGGCUGACUUCCUGAAGAAGACGUCCGUGAGCAGCGGCAUUGGCGGUGCCGAUCCCACCGGUCGGAGGCUGGCGCUGGAGCUGCUGCUUGGCCUGGCCAUGCAGAGAGGCUCCCUGAAGUUCCUCCUGGAGUGGGUGGAGGUAGCUUUGGCUGCUUCCAUGGCCGAAAGCUGCUCCUCCACGUCUAUCCUGUCUUCCUCAGCCUCACCAAGCUCCCAGCAGUCAGCUGGUGUGGACUUUGAUGUCAUCCAUCAAACACUGCUCCAAAUGAGGCAAUAUUCGGGUUUCCGUGGAGACUCUGUCAAUACUCAGGUGCUCAAGAAGGAUGCAGAUGGACUUUGUCGGCUCUCUCAGGCAGCUCUCUGCCUCUUUGAAGAGAUUUGUAACCUAGCAUCCUACUGCCUGUGCUCCAGCACUGAUACCGCUGCUCCUGGUACAGAGAGCGACACAGUCAUGGUGUAUGUGUGGGGCAGCAACAGCAGCCAUCAACUGGCAGAGGGAACGCUGGAGAAAAUCCUCCUCCCAAAACUGACACAGGGAUUCAAUGAUGCCCAAAUGAUCGAGGCGGGUCAGUACUGCACUUUCUCAGUAUCUGCGGAUGGUUCAGUAAAAGCAUGUGGAAAAGGCAGCUAUGGCCGUCUGGGCCUGGGCGACUCCAACAACCAGUCCAUGCCCAAAAAACUUGUGCUGGAGCCACACAGGAACAUGAAGAAAGUUUCAUCCUCUAAGGGCUCUGAUGGUCACACUUUGGCCAUCACUGUAGAGGGAGAGGUUUUCAGCUGGGGCGAUGGAGAGUAUGGGAAGUUGGGCCAUGGUAAUAGUGCUACACAAAAAUACCCCAAAAUCAUUCAAGGACCACUUUUAGGCAAAGUUGUUGUUUGUGUGUCUGCUGGCUACAGACACAGUGCUGCUGUAACUAAUGAUGGAGAGCUUUAUACGUGGGGAGAAGGCGACUUUGGCAGACUUGGUCACAGUGACAGCCAGAGCCGGAAUGUGCCCACCCUGGUGAAGGACAUCAGUGGUGUAGGGCAGGCGGCCUGUGGAAGCUCUCACACGAUUGCUGUUGCACAGGAUGGACGCACUGUUUGGUCCUUUGGAGGAGGAGACAAUGGUAAACUAGGUCACGGAGACACCAACCGUGUGUAUCGCCCCAAAGUCAUAGAGGCACUGCAUGGAUUCAUCGUCAGGAAAGUGUGUGCUGGCAGCCAAUCAUCUCUGGCCCUUACCUCUGCAGGACAGGUGUUUGCAUGGGGCUGUGGCUCGUGUUUGGGAUGUGGCUCUUCUGAAACUACCUCGCUGAGACCCAGGUUUAUAGAGGACCUGAGUAUCACCAAGAUCAUCGAUAUCUCAUGUGGAGACAGCCACUGUCUGGCUCUGUCCCAUGAGAAUGAAGUGUAUGCUUGGGGGAACAACACCAUGGGCCAGUGUGGGCAAGGCCACACUUCCACACCUAUCACCAAACCCAAGAAGGUGUUCGGUCUAGAGGGGGUGUCUAUCCAACAGAUCACGGCUGGCACUUCUCACAGCCUUGCUUGGACAGCUGUCCCCACAGACAGGCAACUAGUGGCGUGGCACAGGCCCUUUUGUGUCGACUUGGAAGAAAGUACAUUCACCUACCUGCGCAACUUCUUAGAAAGUUACUGUGAUGGCAUCGGGAACGACACACCUCCUGCCCCGUUCUUGUCUAAAAGGGAUCACCAUCAGUUUCUUUUGCUGUGCAUGAAGCUGCUGUCCAUCCACUUGUCCUUGGCCCAUGCUGGGGGCACGGGUGCCAUCGUAUUAGGGGCUCAGAGCAGGCCCCUUAGAAACCUGCUCUUCAGGCUUAUAGACACUAACAUGCCAGACUCCAUACAACAGGCGGUUCUGAACACUCUGUCGAUUGGUGCGUCCCUGCUGCUGCCUCCUCUGAGGGAGAGGACAGAAUUGCUUCUCUCUCUGCUUCCUCAGGGCCCCAAGAGCUUGAAUGUCCUUUCUAAAGGACAGCGUCUGCAGUUAGACAUGGUCCUGAGCAGCCUUCAGGAUCAGAACCACGUGGCUUCACUUCUAGGGUACAGCAAUUUUGGGGAGGUGACAGCCAUGGGACCUCCUCUGACUCCCGCUUUGUCUGUCCGGCCGCCAUCUUCAACCAGCUCUGUUGAGUCCUAUGACCCUCUGCACUUAGCGGAGGUGCUGCUCAGAACACUGCUCCUGAGCAUAGGUUUUUAUACGGAGCGAGCAUUUGGGGAACUGGAAAAAAAUAGCGACAAGCAGCUUUCGAAUGAUUGCCAGGGACAGACCGACCCUCCCUGUCACUUCCAUCAGCUGUUGUCAGGACUUCACAAACACCUACUUGCCCAUUGCUACAUCCAUUCAUGCUCCGAGGAUGACAGUAGUGUAAUGCUUCUUCGUGAACACCUUUACCUGCUGCUUCCUUUUGCUGCUGAGACUCUUAAAAGAUCCACCAAACUGCUGAAGGGGAGUUCACUGGAUAAACAAAUCAUCAGGAAACUACACUUGGUGUUGUACAACUCAGUGGCUGGCAGCUUGCUGUGCCAGGUAAUGUACUCGCUGCUGCUGCUGCCUCUGGGCACAGUUCAACCCCUUCUCAGCCACUUACUGGUCUUGUUGGAGCACCUCAAUGAUUUCAACAGGCUGCUGCCAGAGACCGGUAUGCUGGAGGAGCAGGAACUUGGGAUGGAUGCACAGCAAACCUCUUCAGAUGAAAGUGAAGAAAAUGGACACAGUCAGCAACAGGAGGAGGAGUGCAUGUGGGUCUGGCUGCUGGACCUAGAGCGUUCUGUAGCGCUCGCAGUCGGCCGUUGCCUUGGUGGAAUGCUGCAAGGCCCACCGUUGUCACUCCAAGAGAAAGCAUCAGAGUUCUGGCUAUCGAAUGUCCUCCUCAGGAAUGGCCUUGAGAUGGACUUUGAACAGCUGGACUCUAGCAUGGCCUGGUUAACAGAGGUAGUACUGGUGGGCAGUAGUGAUACCAGGCUUGCAGAGAUGAGUGUGAAUGAGGAAACUAAAACUUUAGUGGAACUGGCACUGGGAUCGUCCAGAGGAGUUGCAGGUGGGCUGUGGCGUAACAUGGAGGAAUAUGCUCACAGCAAAGAAGAAUGGGAAAGUGGAGGCUCUUCAGGGAACUCUCUGCUUGAGACUGUGUGUCGCUGCAGUCUGGCUGCUCUACUGAAACACACUGGGCUGCAGAAUGAGGCCUGCUGGCAGGACAGAUAUGGGCCCUGUGAGAUGCUCUUAGAUGUCUAUGAAACCGUUUAUAAAGUCAGAAGCACUCUAUUGGUCCUUAAAAACUCUCCGAGGACAUCACAAGUGCAAGCAUCAGCCAAACAGAUCUCUCAAUGCUCCCAAAGCCCUGAUGCACAUAGGCAAGAACCAGGCACCUCUGUGGAACAGGUGACCAAGGAUCCUGAACCGCAGACAGGAGGACAGUGUAACAGGGAGGUACAGGUGUCCCCACCUCCCACAGCCAACCACAACCAGGAGGUUUCAGAGGAGGAUGGUUUUGGCAACAGCCGUAUGUACCUGUCAGAAGUCCUGGAAUCGUUCAUGGCCACCCGAGAGGCCAUGCAAGUACAGCAGAACGUGACGGUGUAUGAGUCCUUUGGGACCUCCACCCUCCCCAGCAGCAUGGGGAGCCCCGACAGCCCAGUGAGGGAGCCCAAUCCCAAGCAGCAGUGGGAGAACCAAGGGGAGACCGAGGAAAGCCUGUCGUUCCCCGCCGCCUGCCAUCUAGUAGUUUCCCGCUGCCUCUUCCUUCUGCUGGGCGUCAGGCCUGCUUGGGUGGAGCCCAGCGAAAAGGAGAAUAACUCUGUAAACUCUGGAGCAAGGAAAUCCUCAACAGAAUCUUUUACAAUGGCUGUUGAUAGCAGAAAACCGUCUGACCAUCUAAAACCCUCUAUUGGAUAUUCUAAGAAUAAAAUAGGUCUACCUCUGUGUUCUCUGGACAUCAUGAAAGACGCUUGGGAUCGCCUGCGACAGUGUAUUAGCCCAACAACUGCUAUGUCUCACUACGGCAACAACACCUUGCCAAUCCUGAACCAGGUGUUCCACUUUGUCUGUGGGAGCCUGAUUCCCUCAUCGUCCUCGUCGCCCACCCAGCUUGGUGGUCAGACGUGCAGCCAAGGAGAUCCAAAAGCCAUUACGUUUGCUAUUCUGCAGCAGCAGCAAAGGGCCGAGAUUCGUCUUGAGGCCUUGUGUCAGAUGUCGUCCUUUUUAUCCAAGAUGGAGGAAAAGAGCAGUGGGUUCACAGUCGCCCAUCAGUUUCCGCCAUUGUUGGAGUCUGUGCAGCUUCAGUUCCUCUUGGGAUGCUUUGCUUUGGGAACACAAAUCAUCGCAUCUCAUAAUGGAACUAAUUACGAGAUGCAGCAUUACAUGUGUGGCACACAGUCGGCUUCCAUGGAUACACAAAGGGAACUACAAUCUGCAGCCCACACUUUUUAUCAGCAGGCGGUAUGCAUCCUCAAACAGAGGGUGCUGUUGGAAAGAGAACAUCCAGGUUCCUGCCAGCAUCUUUUACUAGCCACUAUCUUUGCGCUGAACUUCUGUUACCAACCAGUGGACCUGGUGCUCGUCGUCAAAUCUGGCAUCCUGGAGAUCCUUUCGGUGCUGACCAACAACAGCUGUGCUCUGAUUAACCAGGGCUGGUUUGCUGCCUCUACAUCUGGGUCCAUGCUACUGAGCGGGGCCGUUAGACUAGCUUGUGCCCGCCUCCUUCAGAUACUCACAGUAGCUGCAAGCUCCUGUGAGGAUUUGCUGCCUAUUGAUGUAUCCCACGCUUUAAUGGAAGUGAUGUGUGAGCAGCUUCAAAAUGUCCUGCACGCUUUCCACCAACAGCAGACAGCAGAAAGAGCAACAGCAGAGAGAAAAGACCCGGACGCCGGCAGCAAAAGUGCAAAUCUAGUUGGAAUGGAAAGCAGCAAAGUGGUUGAAUCCCAGCUUGCAGAUUUCCUAGUGUUCCUGAGGCGUGUGCUCUCUCUACGAGUUAUGAAAAGACUUUCCACCUUUGUCAAAUGGAUUGAUCCACUCAUGGCCAUUAUUUCACAUAAGUGCUCCUUUGGAUCUCCAUGCUUCCAGAACCUUCGCACCAAGCUUUUGGCCUUUCAUGUUUUAGAAAGAAUGUUACCAGCGUGUUCUGAGUCAGUUCAAAUUGAACAGAUUGUUAAACAACUGUUUCAGCUCUUGUCUGUUUAUAUGUGGGAGGAACCACUAGUUGAGAGGAACCACGUGGAAACAGCUGAAAAAGACACAGGGAAUCCAGGCAGCUACGAUGAAUGUAUUCCCAUUGGAGACUUUUCCUUUGACCCACACAAGCUAAUGUGUUGUUGUUUGGAAAGUGGGAACAUCCUCUCCCAUGGUUCGGGUGGGAAAGGUUACGGGUUGGCGACCACUGCCAUCACCUCUGGUUGUUUCAUAUGGAAGUUUUACAUUACUAAAGAGAACAGAGGCAAUGAAGGCACAUGUGUUGGAGUUUCCCGCUGGCCAGUCAGAGAUCACAACCAUCAUACCACCACUGACAUGUGGCUGUAUCGUGCAUAUAGUGGAAACCUGUAUCACGGAGGGGAACUGGUCCGCACCCUUCCUUCUUUUACCCAGGGCGACACCAUCACCUGCAUCCUCGACAUGGAGGCCCACACGGUGUCAUUUGCAAAGAAUGACAAGGAGCCAAAGUUGGCAUUUGAAGGAGUGGUUGCAUCUGAGCUUUAUCCCUGUGUGCUGUUCUACAGCAGUAAUCCUGGAGAGAAGGUGGCGCUGCGGGACCUCCAGAUGCGAGGCAUGCCCAGUAAUCUAUUACCUGGGGAGCCUCUCUGCAGUCCGCGAAGCACUGUACUGCUGGAGUCUACAGUGCAGCUCCUGCGUAGGCUCCACCAGUGUGACCAGUGGGCUUCAUACAUCAACCAGUACAUCCAUUCCCACCUGGAACUCAUAGGUCCUCUGUUGAAAGAGGAUGACUAUGAACUGGUCAAUAAAGGCAUCAGUCCCACUCACUUGGACAAGGAGGAGAGUGAAAGAGACGGUGCUGAGGCAGGUGACGACGCAGGAGAACCACGUCGUCGAUCCCUGUCAGAAGCCAAGCUGGCUGCUCUCUGCACUGACGUUUGGCCUGUACUGGCCCUGAUUGGUGGAGUGGACAGCGGACUGCGGGCUGGAGGUCUUUGCCUUCACAAGUCCAGUGGACGCAGGGCUUUUCUGCUCGGUGUCCUGAAAGAAGGAAGCUCCCUUGCCAAGCUCCAGUGGGAGGAAGCAGAACUCUCUGUCAGCUCCAUGAAUUCUUGGUCACCCAGCGAUACUCCAAUCAUCUCGUUGGAGCCCUGCGACAUAUCCUGCUGCAAUGUCUCCCGACUUGGAGGCCUCAAGUCGACGGUGCUGUUGGAUCUGAUCUAUCUAAUGGGAUUACUGGAGGAGCAGGGGUGGGUGGGAGCUCAUCCAACCUCCAGAAGGAAAUACUCUGAAGAGCACAUAAAAGAAGGGGAAGGACAGGGCUGUGUGGAUGAAGAUGUGUCGGGUGACUUCAGGUGGAUGAAAGAAGAUGAGAGGAAGAAGUUUAAGGAUCAGAAGACUGAAAAAGACCCUUUGGUAUCACCACCCUCAACCAAGGAUGCCAUGAAGAUCAUGGGCAAUCAGGAGCUUACCUCCCUUCCCCAGCCUCCCCAAAUCACCCAAACCUCCAGUACAUUUGCCCUCGAGCUGAGAGCAGUCAGAGUCUCAUACCUUCUCACUGGGGCUCUGAAAUCCCUGAAUGUCAUUUUUAGCUGCGAGAAGCUGUCAGAUUUGCUUCUAGUACCUAAACUUGAUGUUUCAACCUCCUCAAUCAGCCCACUAGCUAGCCCAAAGCCUGACCAGGCCAAAGCCAGCGGCAAACAAUGGGAUGAGAGUGCUGAGCUGAGAUCAGUGCUGCAGUAUGUGGUGCAGAGCAUGGUCAAGUGGGCAGUGAGGCCCUGUCCUAUCAAACAGAGGGUGUCUCUUGCUGACCUGGAAAGGGCUCAAGUUAUGAUCUAUAAAGGGGCUUUGAACAAACUGCAGGAAGACAAAGAACGCAAAGAAUCAGGUCAGUCUUCCUCCCGGCCCAUUUCGAAGUCCUCCAGCUCUGUGUCCUUGUACAGUGCGGGCUCGGAGGGUACUGCCAUUUUUGGCCAGUCCAACAGAGCCUCUGCCUCAUCCUCCAAUACUGACUUGGCAUCUUCACUGCCAGCAAACCUGCAGGCAGAUGGGCUGGAUAAUUUCAACCCUUUCCUCCCAAUCAGCCUCCUCCAGCACAUGGUGUUAACCCGGUUCCCUACACUCACUGGCCUGGUUAGCAGUCCCCCUGUGCUGCACCCUUGCUUCAGCCUGGCCAGCUCUGCUUCUUGUGAUGCCUUCACAGAGCAGCAGACUAGCUUCAUGGAACCAGGCCCCUGCAGCACACAGUCCAGGAGCAGCCUGGAACGGACACAAAUGUUUGUCACCAGUCGGUUGCUAGAAAUGGGAUUCACUAUGAGACAUAUCUACUGGGCCAUGGAGGCAGCAGAUGUAGCAGGUGACUUGGAUUCUCAGACCAUUGAGGUGCUGGCCAGCUGGAUGCUAGAGCACCCCCUGACCGAGGAGCAGCAGGCAGCCGAGUCACCAAGACCGGAGGGCGCUCCAGACACGCCGUCCCCAGAUGGGCCAGAGACGGUGCAAUGCCCCGAGCGGCCCACCAGCCAACCCAGCGAAAGCCUGUUACCAGGGCUUGACUGGAUAGAGAGGGAGAACUUCCUGGAUGUGCACCUGACCAGAAACAGGCCUCCUCCAGCACGGCGUCGACGCUCCGGUCCCACCCAGAGAACAUCCUUCCGAAGGGCAGACUUGCCGUCACCCAGCCCCCUACCGCAGCUGUACCAACAGCACCCCGUAGUCAGUGACUGGCCAGAGCAGGUGGAGUUCCACCCCUACGCCGCUGAGGACGAGUCAGAGUUGGGCUACAUGGACGACCCGUACCAUGAGGAAACCUACGAGGACCUCCUCACGCCCUCAUUCUUCAGUUUGGAGAGAGACACACUCCAGAUAGUGGAGUCGGGAGAAGAACGCACUCAGAUGGUCAAGUGUGAGCUGUGCAACACGCUUACUCUGCAAUUUAACAAUCACAUAAAGCGGCGUCACCCAGGCUGUGGACAGAGUGCUGCACGGAAGGGUUACGACAGCACCGGGUCCUAUGUGGACGUGUGGUUCAAAGGCGAGUGUGGCUCCAACUUUCCAUUCUACCUCCUCUGCAGCGCCUGCAGAGAAAAGUAUCUGGCUGCGAACCUGAGUGACACUAACUCUAAAUAUGAAAGGAUUAAAGGUCUGACCUCGGAUUUGAUUGGCCAUUUGGACAGUACUUCAGAUGAUGAUUGGGAAACCACCUACCAACAUGAGUGUGACACAGACAAGCUCACAGGACUGGAGGACUUUGGGCUCUUGCUCAGACCCCUGGGUCUGACAGAAAAGAAGUUGGUACCAGACCCUAUUGCCUUUGCUGAGCCAGAUCCACUGGGAUCGCUUCUGUACAGCUCUUCUGACCCUGUGAAAGCAGCAGUCUCUAAAGGCAGUGCCUGUGCUGAGCAGAAGACCUCUCUGAGUCUGGGACAGCAGGCGGUAUCACUCAGGGACUCGCAUGAUAGACUGAAAGCUUUGAGAAGAGUCACAUCCACGGCUCAGAUUCUGCUGGCUUAUAGCAUGGUGAUGAGAGCCUUGUCUCAGACUGCCUCCAGUGUAACAGUGUGCAGCCAUUCUAACGGACUGGAGUCCUUGGGUCUGGCAGACAUCCGCAUCCUGGUGCGCUUGAUGACUUUAGCAGCCGGGGGCAGAGUUCCCACCUGCAUGGACAGGCGUUCGGGAGUAAAGGGGGCAGCCACAGAACGCAGCAACGCCACCUGCCUCAGCUUCCUUACCUCAGCCAUCGGCAGCGUGGUCUCCCAUAGUCCGACUGCGUACAGGCAGCUAGUGGAGAUAUGCACUCAGGACCUUAUGGCAGCAGCUACAGGGGUGAACAACGUCGGUGACUCGCAGCAGAGAGGGUGUCUUGGUUCUAGUGCACCAGCUGCCGCCCAGGGUGCACAGCAGCAGAGAGCUCACACUGACCACACUCCCCCAACAUUCCUGGUCACACAGAGUCUGGUGUCCUUGCUCACUGAAAAGGGUGUUCCCAGUUACAGCUUGGAUAGGGUUGACCAUGAGGCUAAUGAUGCAGGAAACCACGGGGUGCCUUCUUCAUCCAUGCCUCAUUCCCCGUUAUCCCAACUGAGCGCCAGAGUGGGCCCUCUGGAGUUGGCCAACGCGCUGGCAGCAUGCGUCCUGUCUGCCAGGCUGACCAGUAAACACCGCCAGUGGGCAGCGCAGCAGCUGGUUCAGGCCUUGGCUGCCACGGGAAGGGACAGUCCCAGUCGCUCCCAAACAUACAGCGACCUAGCUGGCGAUUUACGCAAGUGUCCUCUGAAGCGGCUCGAAGGCCACUAUAACAAGGUUGCGAGCUGUUUUUGGAGCAGUGACCAGGCUUUGCUGGCUACGUGCUCCCAGGACAAGGUGGUUCAGCUUUGGAGCAUCAGCCAGAACACAGUGGAAUUACAGAACACCUUCUCCUGCAUUACCAGUAAGACAGACAGAUCCAGCAGCGAGAGGAUCAGUAGAUGUCACCACAUGGCUCCCGUGUACUGGAGCACAGGGGGUGACUUCUUGGCUGCGCCUGAGAACAAACAUGUAAACAUCAUGAACAUCAGGGGGUCUCACUGCCACGUGGAGGCUCAGGUGUCUCGGAUCACAGCUCUCUGCUGGGCUCAGUCCUUCAGCUUGUGGGCUCUUGAGCAGCCGUCUGCCUGUAAGAACAGACCCACUGAAAGCCUGUUGGUGGGCCGGCUGGAUGGCUCCCUCUGCUGGCUGCAAGUCACGAUGCAGGAACUGGAUCUGCUUGUGAAGGGCACUGAACUGAUCCACUGCCACAGGAAAGAGGCCCCUCAGUGUUUGGCCUGGCAAAGUGAGGAUAAACCUUUUGCUGUGGGCUAUCCUGAUGGAAAGAUCCUAUUGGCCACAACUGAGAGCUAUGAGAACGAGCAGCCAGUAAUGCUGUCUGUCUUUCAGGACAGCGUAACCUCCCUAAAAUGGGACCCCACAGGCCACUUGCUGCUCUGUCUGAGCAGGUCAGAGGUGGUGAAAAUACUGGGACGCUCUGGGGGCACCUGGGUGACCGUACACUCCCUCAUUCACAGCAGCAGUGUUACCGCUGCCGAGUGGUGCCCACUUCCUGGCAGAGCACCUGAUCCUCGGCUCAUGGUAUCUGUAGGAUGUCAGAAUGGGUCUGUGCACAUCUGGACUCUGCCACAAGGGGGUAUGAUUGUAUCUUUGCCCAACAUCCUAAACAACUCCUCCAGUCAACAUAAAAACAGUGAUGUCAAGGACACUGCAAAAUGUGUGUUUGUGCUUAAUGGCCACAUCACAGCAGUGAAGUCCCUUUCCUUCUGCUCCAGUGGACUCGCUCUGGUUUCUGGGGGGAUUGGGGGCCUGCUCAACAUCUGGUCUUUACAGGACGGUUCAGUGUUACAGACUGUCACAGGAUUGGGUUCAGUCAUCAGCACCACCUGGAUACCUAACCUGGGCGUAGCUGCCUGCUUUGGAAGGUCGAAGGAUGUCUUGUUGAUCUGCUGCACACCUGACUGGAUCAGUCAAAAUCACGUCCUCCCCUCCUGUCGUAUGGUUCUCAGAAGCCAGAACAUCCUGGGCCUAAAUCGGGCGCCUUGCUUGGCCGUGUUCUUGGAGAGGCUGCCUUUGCUGCUACAGGAGCAGUACAGCUACGAACGGACGCACGUGGCAGCUGGUGAUCAACUCGUCCACAGUGCCUUCAUGCAGAGUCUGGCCUCCUUGGCUGUUGGUUUGUCUUUAGAGAAACACCUGUGCCGGUUUCCCUGUCCUCCGCACCACGACACCCUCGAUGCCCUUUCCUGCCCGCCUGAGUGGAGCUGGCUUUCCACCUAUGCCACUAUGGUCCGCAGCGCCGAGGCUAUUGCCAGUGGCACUACCUUCCCAGAAUCCUUCAUUGUUUCUGACUCUCAGGAGGUGGAAGACUGUGAAAUCAUCAAGGCACUGGACAACAGCAAAUGGAGCUUCAGGAUGGAUGAACAGCUGAUGUGUUGGGCCACCACUAAACCAGAGGACUGGCAACAGGGUGGAAAGAGUGAGGUGUACCUGUGGGGAAAUGGACGUUAUGGACAGUUGGCAGGAACGGGGACCAACCUCAUGGCACCUACACUUGCACCAUCUCUAUUACAGACUCAGCAGGUUGUGUGUGGACAGAACUGUACUUUCCUCGUCCAGUCCAACGGGAUCGUACUGGCUAUAGGAGAGGGACAGUAUGGGAGACUGGGUCAGGGGAAUUCUGAUGACCUUUACGUCCCCACUGUUAUCUCUGCUUUUCAAGGAUAUGUGGUAACUCAGCUGGUGACGUCAUGCGGAUCAGACGGACACUCCAUGGCCCUGACUGAAACCGGAGAAGUGUUCAGUUGGGGAGAUGGAGAUUUUGGAAAACUAGGCCAUGGCAACAGUGAAAGGCAGAGGAGACCAAAACAGGUGGAGGCCUUACAGGGUGAAGAGGUCAUACAGCUUGCGUGUGGCUUCAGACAUUCAGCUGUGGUAACAGCAGAUGGGAAAUUGUUCACCUUUGGCAGCGGUGAAUCUGGCCGUCUGGGUCAAAGGUCAACAUCCAAUAAGAUGCUGCCUGAAAGAGUGGCAGCACUAGAGGGAUAUCAUGUAGGGCAGGUGUCAUGUGGUCUCAACCACACUUUGGUGCUAUCCCUUGACGGCAUGGUUGUUUGGGCAUUUGGAGAUGGGGACUAUGGCAAAUUAGGAACCGGUUCCUCUACAGCGAAAUACUACCCUCAGAGAGUAGAGCAGCUGUGCAACAAGGGAAUUAAGAAGGUCAGUUGUGGAACUCAGUUCUCUGUGGCUCUGGCCUGUGAUGGACAUGUUUACACAUUUGGACAAGAACGCCUCAUCGGCCUGCCAGACUCCAUGCUGAAGAAUAAAUCCUGCCCUCAAGUGGUGCCGGCGCUGGAGGGGCUGUUCAUAGAAGACGUUGCUGUGGGCUGUGAACAUGUGCUCGCCCUGUCUUCCACUGGGGACGUCUAUGCCUGGGGCUGCAACAGUGAGGGACAGCUUGGCCUUGGACACUCCAACCCAGUAAAGGAGCCCACACUCGUAACUGCCCUCCAGGGUAAAAACAUCAGACAGAUCUCUGCUGGCCGCUGCCACAGCUCUGCAUGGACCACGCCGUCUACCUCGAUAAAAAACUCAGGUGGUUCUGGAAAUUUGAAACUAGGCCUCCCCCAGUCAGUCCCUCCACAGUACAACACCUUGAAAGAUUGCAGCCCUGAUGUUCUCAGCAUGCGCCUCCGGGUACUAUAUCACUUCUCUGAUCUCAUGUACAAAUCCUGGAGGCUACUGAACCUGGACGCCAAGAAUCCGGUACUCAUUAGUCCUUUGGUGUCCACCUCACGCUACAGUUCAGGGACAACAGCCAUCAUUCGCGGUGAGCUUAGAGGCCUUCUAUCACCCAAGGUCAACACGCUGCCUCUGGUGCGCUCCAUUGGCAGAACAAUGACCCAGGGCAAAACAUAUGGGCCUCAGAUUACUGUGAAGCGCAUUUCCACAAGAGGCCGCUCCAGCAAGCCCAUUUUUGUGCAGAUCGCAAAGCAGGUGGUGAGCCUGAAUCCACUCGAGCUGCGACUGCCUUCUCGAGCUUGGAAGGUCAAACUUGUUGGAGAGGGAGCGGACGAUGCCGGAGGAGUGUUUGAUGACACAAUCACGGAGAUGUGCCAGGAGUUGCAGUCUGGUGUUGUGGAUCUUUUGAUUCACACUCCUAACAGCUUUGCAGAUGUGGGCAGUAACACUGACAGGUUCCUGUUUAACCCAGCGGCACUGACAGACGAUCACAUUGUACAGUUUCGCUUCCUGGGCAUCCUGAUGGCUGUGGCCAUCCGCACCAAAAAGCCUCUGGACUUGCAUCUGGCUCCCUGGGUGUGGAAACAGCUCUGCUCAAUGCCACUGGGAGGUCCUGACCUGGAGGAGGUUGAUGUUCUCACAUACCGCACCCUCCAAGGCAUCCUUCACCUAGAAAACAGUGGAAUCACAGAAGAUAAUUUCCAUGUGAUGAUUCCAUUAGACUCGUUCGUGGCCCACAGUGCAGAUGGAAGACUGGUGCCUGUGGUCCCUGGAGGUCAAAACAUUUCCCUGACCUUUGCAAACCGCACUGAAUAUGUAGAGAGAGCACUGGACUACAGACUCCAUGAGAUGGAGUCACAGGUGGCGGCAGUCAGAGAGGGCAUGUCCACCAUCAUCCCGGUGCCCCUCCUCUCCCUGCUGACAGCAAAACAGCUGGAGCAGCUGGUCUGUGGCCUGCCAGAGGUCUCUGUUGAGAUGCUGAAGAAGCUGGUGCGCUACCGUGACAUCACAGAGAGCCACCAGCUCAUUGGCUGGUUUUGGCAGAGCUUGGAGGAGUUCACCAAUGAGGAGCGGGUGCUUUUCCUCCGCUUCGUCUCUGGCAGGUCCAGACUGCCUUCCAACCCAGCUGAUAUAACACAGAAGUUCCAAAUCAUCAAGGUUGAUAGGCCCGUCAACGGUCUCCCUACUGCUCAGACCUGCUUCUUCCUGCUUCGUCUGCCCCCGUACACGAGCCAGGCCAUCCUCGCCGAGCGCCUCCGCUACUCCAUCCACAACUGUCCCUCCAUCGACAUGGACAACUACAUGCUGACCCACAACACCGAGCCAGCAGACAGCUCCGACACCGAGGAGUGAAGCAGGAGCCUGCAGUCAACAGGGAGAUGAAUGUAACUCCUAAUGCCAUGCACAUUAUGCACUGAACACAGAUUUUUAUUCGCCAAACCUAUAAGGUAGUGUACGUAUUAUACGGUGGUUGAUUUAAAGAUGUGUAGUUUUUAUUUUCUAUCUGUUGGAACUAUUACAGUGGUUACUAUGAAUCAAAUCUACAGGGAUUCAGAACAAGAUUUUUAAAAAUAAGCCACAGUAAAGAAGUUAAUGUGCCUGUUUGAAAAUAUAAUUUAUUGACCUGUCACAUACGUAAAGAGUGUAAAAUAAAUAAGAGUGUUUAAAUUAG
Molecule: messenger RNA, 14957 nt
Organism: Betta splendens (Siamese fighting fish)
Lineage: Eukaryota; Metazoa; Chordata; Actinopteri; Anabantiformes; Osphronemidae
Product: probable E3 ubiquitin-protein ligase HERC1
Exons: 79
Coding region: 173-14638 (4821 amino acids)
Molecular function (GO): protein binding; ubiquitin-protein transferase activity
Source: RefSeq, a predicted model, not a curated record